AUGGGAGAUAAACAUACAUGGACCAAUGAGCAAACAAAAUGCUUAUUGCAAACUUGUAUUGAAGAAGUGCAAACCGGACAUCCGAAAGCUGCUUCUUUGAAAACCGUCCCAUUAUUGUUUCCAGAGCUUUGUGCAGAACUCUUUGAUGGAAGCAGUGCAUCUGGUAAUCUCAGCUAUGCCACAUCCCAAACACCAUCGGGAUCAUCUUCUUUCCAUGGCGCACCAUUACAGCUUUUGGACGCGCCUUCCAUUAACAUAGAUGAAGAUGAUUUUUUUUCCAAUCAUACAAGUGAACAUUUUACUCAGACUCCACCUUCUGCUGCUUCACCUUCUGCUGAUUCACCUUAUGUUGCUUCACCUUCUGGUAACCCCAACAAAAGGGCUAAACCUUCAACUCCUAGACCUCGAGCUCCCAGUGCCUCACCUGAUCCACCUUCUUGUGCCUCGCCUAAAGCUUCUAUUACUGCUGAUGAUUUAGCACUGGAGAUGCAAAAAGCUCUACGCCAUUUGACUCAAGGGCCAACAAUUCCCCAGUGUUUAGAGAAGCUUGAGUUGCUCGAGUUAGACCCAAUAGACCCUAUACGAUUUGCUGCGUAUCACAUUUUUGGAGGGACCAUGAAUAUUAGAGAGAUGUGGGUAAAUUUGCCUAAUGAUCCACAAAUAUUAAGAGGAUGGAUCGAGAUGACAGCUACAAGUUUAGGAGUUUUAAAGGAUGGAAAGAUUGUUCGUUAA
Molecule: messenger RNA, 732 nt
Organism: Lactuca saligna
Lineage: Eukaryota; Viridiplantae; Streptophyta; Magnoliopsida; Asterales; Asteraceae
Source: the annotation of a GenBank genome assembly